Nezara viridula (southern green stink bug) is the source of this 2697-nucleotide messenger RNA. The record is from the annotation of a GenBank genome assembly. Lineage: Eukaryota; Metazoa; Arthropoda; Insecta; Hemiptera; Pentatomidae.
AUGGAUGGUGUUAUCAAGGAUGCACGUUCAUUCUGCAAAUUCGGAACUGCAGAUCGGCUAUACGACAUCGAGAUGAAUAGUGGACUUUGCUUAAGUAGUCGACACACGGAGGAAAAACAAAAAUGGAAAAGAAAUAAUGAAACUGGCAGGAGUGGGCUUCCUAGCAUAGUUAGGUCUAUCCUGAAUAGAAAAUGGACGGGAAAUAUCUUUAACAAAUAUUUUCGACUAAGAAGGAAAAUCAAAACUAACAUCAAUAAUUCGAAGACAUCAAUUUCUAAAUCUGAGAUUGAAGAUGAACUUGAACCUAUUACUAUCAACAAAGUCUGUGCAGAUCUGUCUGAUCCAGGAUCCUCUGGAAUUAAUGAGGCUUGGCGUUCAAUAUUUGUCGAUCUUACCAAAAAGGGCUCCAUGACGUAUCUAAUAUUUGUAGAUCAAGAAACCUUACACCCGGAAGUCUUUGAGUUAGGCGUCAGGUCAUUAUGGAAGCAGACAAAGCGUGCAUUUAGAGAUGUCUUUAGGGAGUAUCGGAUCCCGGUUGAGAUCCAUACCUCAGAGAAAGUGUUCUUCAGUAAUGGAAAGUUCGCCAGAUUCAUGAAGGAUCAUGGAAUUGUCACGGCAAUAAAGUCUGAUGCUGAAAUCAGUUUGGUUAAUGUAUUAGCAGCUGUCAAGGUAAUAAUACACAAUGCCAGAUUUUGGCAUGAAGAGUUAAGAAAGUUGAGAGAAAGUAUUUCGAAAAGUUUUCUUUCGACAAAAGACGAAUGUGUACAAGUAGAGGUCGCAUGUGAAGAAGAUACAAAGUUGUCCAUGUCUGAUUUGAGCAGUGAAGGCAGUUCUAAAGCUAGAAACGAUGAUUUUGAUUCCGUCAUAGGAACAUGCCAAAAUUAUCUGGAAGAAAUUUCAAUUGAUAAGGAAAGGUCCAGGAUUAAAUCUAUGUUACUAAAUAAACAAAAACAAAUAAAUGAUAGGAAAGAUGUUAAUCCUGAGAUGGUUAGGCAUAAUGAAGAGGAAGUAGACUGGAUGCAUUACCUGAAGAGCUUUAGGAUGAAAACAAGCAAAGUGAAUAAAAUAAGCACUGCUGGUGUCGAUAUUAGCAAAUGUCAGCCUUUUGAAAUAUCCUUUACCAGAAAUGUAACAAGUGUUCACCAUUGCGAAAUCGACCAAAGUCUUGUUAAAAUUCCAGGGAUUUGGAAAAGGACUAAAAGUAAACUGUUAAAGAAAAUUAAUUAUUACUGCCAUAAUCAGGAUGAUGGCUCAACGUUUCACGAAAAUUAUGACGAGAUGUUGAAUUACUUAUCAAGAUCCAGCCGAGCGGAAAUCAUCAUAAAUGAUGAGAAUAAUGAAACCGUCGAUUUUUCUAGAAAUAAUGAAAUUGUUUUGAAACUUUGUAAACAAGAUUCAGGCGAUAACUGCUCUGACAGUGGUAGUAUUCCAAAUAGCACAGGUGUCCAGGGUUGUGGUUUAACUUCUUUGGACGAUAUUCUUAUCAGAUUCCCUAUAGAAAUACUACCUUACAAAUAUGAUAAUUUGUAUAUAACCCAAAAUGAUCUCAACUGGAAAGCAGUAGUGUUAGAUGUCUUUGAACAUUCAGAAAAGUCUUAUUAUUUGUUCAUUGACUGUGCCACCAAUUUUCCAGAAUUGUUUCUUCAAAUCGAAAACAAUGGAAGUGCUAAUGUUAAAUAUUUAAUCAAUGCUCUUUGUCGCCUUUGGCAGAUUCAUGGAAAACCAAUAGAAAUUCAUUCUCCCAAAGGAAAUUUAUUUUCUUGCCCAAAACUCAAAACAUUAUACCCAGAGAUCAAGGAAAUCGAACAAGCCUCCAAGUUACAUUCAGCAAGAUUGCUAAUCAGAAAUUUUCGAAACUUUUUUAAUGAAAAGUCAACUUCCGAAGAAAUUCAUGUCGCAGAUAAGUGGCCUUUCAACAUAAAGGGUGUCAUCGGGUUCAUGGAACAUAUCGGUGUCAAUUACUGUAGGCAAAGUCGUUACUUCAACGGCGGAAGCUGUUUCUACAAGUGCCUCGAGCACAUGAAAUCAGUGAUAUGUCAUUCUGCAGAUCUGAAGUCAGCGGUAUAUAUUUGUAAGAAGAAAUUGCUUCCUUGGCUUGGUCUGUCUCCUCAGCAGAUGGCCCAUGGUAUGAGGAUGAAUCCACUGUUCAAUUGCAUUAUUCCACCUUGGGCUGAAAUAAUAAUUGACAUAUUUAGUCAUGAACAAAAGUGUUACCUGAUAGUAUUCGAUUACACUUCUCUAUAUCCUGAAUGUUUUCAGAUGAGGAGACAUUUCAUUCCAAACUUAUCAGUCAUUAAGGCUUGUGAACGAUCAUUCUCAGUUCUUGGCUGCCCUUCAAAACUAUGGACGUUUGAUCGCACAUUUACCAAGUCUGAUUCAUUUAAGAAAUUCCUUCGAAUUAGAGGCAUCCAACAAUUCUUUUUGACUCCACAGAAAGAGCGAGAAACGAGCAGCAUGCUUGCAAGCUUCCGACAGAAGUUGAAGAUAUCAGGCUCCUUAGAUUCCGCUCUUGUAUCGACUAGAGGGGCUUACAAUCGCUUCAUUGGCGCCUGCCCCGUGAGAAAGUUGCGAGAAAAGGAGACAGCAGUGAGUGAAGCACUUCAGGCUGCCAUGCAUCAAAGGAGGCAUGUAAGGUUCCAUUUAUCUCAGAGUAGCUUCAACGAUCUAUUCUCGAGUGACUCUGAUGAAAAUUAUUAG